UUCCCUCCCUCCUUGGACUCCCCGCUGUGGUCGGGUUGGGCCAAAGCAGCCAAGCCGGAGGGCGCAGGCAAGGCAAGGCGAGCCAGUCUCAGGGUUGCCAAGGCAGGGACUGGCUGGCGCCUGCGGGGGGACCCCCCCUCCCGCCGCUGCUGCUGCUCCUCUUCCUCCUCCCCUCCCUCCCUCCGCACUCGUCGCCUAUUGAGAACGACCCAGCCGGCUCCUGAGGAGAGAAGAGCGAGGAGCGGGGGGGAAGACGCCCCCCCGGCCCCUGGGCAGCAACAUGAGUGAGCAGAGCAUCUGCCAAGCACGGGCUGCUGUAAUGGUCUAUGAUGAUGCUAAUAAGAAGUGGGUACCAGCUGGUGGAUCUACUGGAUUUAGCAGAGUUCAUAUAUAUCAUCAUACAGGCAACAAUACAUUUAGAGUAGUUGGCAGAAAGAUUCAGGAUCAUCAGGUGGUAAUAAAUUGUGCCAUUCCAAAAGGAUUGAAGUACAAUCAAGCAACACAGACGUUUCAUCAGUGGCGGGAUGCUAGGCAAGUGUAUGGGCUCAACUUUGGCAGCAAAGAAGAUGCCAAUGUCUUCGCAAGUGCCAUGAUGCAUGCCUUAGAAGUGUUAAAUUCACAAGACUCUGGUCCAACGUUGCCUCGACAAAAUGCACAACUUCCCCCACAGGUGCAAAAUGGCCCAUCACAAGAAGAUUUAGAAAUCCAGAGAAGGCAGCUGCAGGAGCAGCAACGGCAAAAGGAGUUGGAAAGGGAGCGGCUGGAACGCGACAGGCUGGAGCGCGAGAGGCUGGAGAGGGAACGACUAGAACGAGAGAGACUGGAGCGCGAGAGGCUGGAGAAGGAGAGGCUGGAACGGGAGCGGCUAGAACAGGAGCACCUGGAGAGGGAGCGGCUGGAGAGGGAGCGGCAAGAGCGAGACCGGCAGGAGCGCCUGGAGAGAGAGAGGCAAGAGCGGGAAAGGCAGGAGCAGGAGAGAGCAGAAUGGGAAAGGCAAGAAAGGGAGCACCAGGACCAACUGGAAAGAGAGCAGCUGGAAUGGGAAAGAGAAAGAAAACUGUCAAGCGCUGCUCCAUCUUACGACAACUCCCCGUAUAGUACUUCACUUCCUGAAUACUCCAGUUGCCAGCCUCCUUCGGCACCACCUCCUUCAUAUGCUAAAGCAAUGUCAGACUCUACUCCGGAUUAUGCUAAUGUGACUUCUGCACAAUCGGUUUCCUCUCCCCCUACACCACCACUAAGGCACUCUGCGUCACGUUUUGCUACAUCUUUGGGCUCUGCCUUUCACCCCGUCCUUCCGCAUUACGCCACAGUUCCUCGUCAAGUAAACAAAAAUUCUCGGCCACCUUCACCCGUGAACCCCCCGGCCCCUUUGCCCCCUAGUACCAAGUCCACUACUUGGUCUGCUUCUAGUUUUGCACCUCUUCCCCCUUCUCCUCCUGUAAUGAUUAGCAGCCCCCCAGGCAAAGCCACUGGCCCAAAGCCUGUUCUCCCCAUUCCAGUAACCGCUCAACUCUCCCAGUUGUCCCCAUCCCCUACUGCACCCAAUGGUCUUCCAGAACUGGCAAAUUAUCCAGCACCUUCGCCACCUACCUCUGGUCCAACGCCGCCACCUUCCUUUCAGCCUCUCUCGCUCUCUGGACCUCAAGCUUCCUCUCCAAGUUCCCCAUAUGCCUCGACUCCCUCAUCCAAGCCUAGUGUUCUCCCUUCUCCCUCUGCAGCUCCCCCUGCCUCUGUUGAGAACUCUCUAAACUCUGUGCUGGGAGACUCCUCUGCUUCUGAGCCAGUCUUGCAGACAGCCUCUCAGCCGAUUGAACCUCCUCCGUCCCAGCAGGGUGUUAUCCAAGGACCACCAGCACCCCCACCCCCACCCCCUCUCCCACCUGGCCCUGCCCAGUCACCACCAGCAGUCCCCCCUCCCCCCGGACCCCCUCCCCCUCCCCCUCUUCCACCAUCGGGGCCGCCUCCCCCACCACCUCCCCCCCUUCCUAACCAGCUUCCUCCACCACCUCCGGCCCCUCCUCUGCCUCCUGCGGGUUUUUCCAUGGGAUCGAUGUAUGAAGACCACCGUCCUUUAACAGGACUAGCAGCUGCUCUUGCUGGAGCCAAACUCAGAAAAGUAUCGCGGAAUGAAGAUUCUCCUAAUACCAGUGGAGGAGCGAGCUCUGCUUCGCCCAAAACAGAUACUGGCCGUGGGAAUGGGCCGCUCCCGCUUGGAGGAAGUGGCUUAAUGGAAGAAAUGAGUGCCCUGCUGGCAAGAAGGAGACGAAUUGCUGAGAAGGGGUCAUCAGAAGCAGAAACAAAGGAAGAAAAAAAUGAAGAACCAGAGCAUUCAGCUUCAAAGCCUCCUUCAACAAGCACACCUGAGCUAACAAGAAAGCCUUGGGAAAGAACGAGUGCAAUGAAUGGAAGCAAGUCACCCAUUAUCUCGAGACCAAAAUCUGCAUCCUCUGGGCAACCCAGUACAAAUGGAGUACAGUCUGAAGGGCUAGACUAUGACAGAUUGAAACAGGAUAUUUUAGAUGAAAUGAGGAAGGAAUUAACGAAACUAAAAGAAGAGUUAAUUGAUGCAAUCCGGCAAGAACUGAGCAAGUCGAAUACAGCAUAGUAGGACUUAGCCAUUGUGACCACUGGUCUUGGCACAAAAUCGACUACAUUUUGCGAGCUGUUAGAAGAAAAUGGAAAAAAAUACACUUGGAAGAAGGGCAAGAUUCUGAAAGCUUUCAGACAUCACUUCGGUAUACGAUUUCCCUUUGCUGCUGUUUUCUGACUUUAAACCUGGUGGAAAAUGUUAUUAAGUUGCGGUAACGAUUUAUGCAGAAAAUCCUAUACCUGUCAGACGAGAUCACAGUGCAUUGAAAUGUUUUCAUAUCGAGAUGAAGCUGCACAUUCACAAUUCAUUAAGACUAAAAGAGAGAGAGAGAGAGAGGAGAGAGAGAAAAGCUUGGGAAGGCUUUUCAGAGAGGUUUUCUUAGUGAAGGAUUUAGCAAGUUAUACUGUUGUACAAAUGUAUCUCAGGUUAGUCUUCCUAUCAUAUGGAGUGUUUCCAUGAAUUAAAGAUCAAACACAGUUCACAAAAUAAAGAGCAGAUAAGAGUAUGUUGUAAAAUACAAUAUUGGUGAAUGAGGGAUCUUCUAGGAUGUGAUGAUAUAUUGAGUUUUGGAAUCUUAUGAUAGGAAGCCUCUCUAGUUAGCCUUCGUACAGUUUUGUAGGGGAAAAUGCAAAUGCUGUCCUGAGUAUAAAGAUGUAGAUGCCUUCCUAAAUUGUAAUGCUUUACCAAAUCUAAGACUUCUCCAGAAAACAAAUCAAUGGUCAAAUGUAAAUUGUUAGAUUGUUAGAGACUUACCGUAGGUUUUUGAGCUUUUAAGAUUUAUGCAUGUAGACAUUUUUGUAAUAUAACACAACCACAGAGUUGGCUUUUUAAUUUAAAACAUCCUUGCAUGCCACAAAUAUUAAGUAGCCUUUUUACAGUAAGGCCUAGUUAACGCCCAGGCAAAACUUGGGAGGUGUAGGGUUGGGGGUAGGGUGACUUUUUUUAUUUAAAAAAAUUUGUAUUAAUUACUGCACUAUUUUUCCUUAUAUUGCAUGCAUGUGUAAUAAUAAGGAAAAUGUUGUGACUUAUCAGUAACCAUGUUAAAUAGAAGCAGAUACUUAAUAAUUUUUUUGUAUCAUUUUGUUUGUAUUUCAAAAUUAGUAAUGCUUCAGUAAGAGGUUUGGAAACCCCUAAGCGAUUUUGCUUCUUUUUCUUAACUUGGUAUAAAGUUAAGCAUCAUGAUUAAACUUAGAGGUAAUUUUUUUAAAAAGAGGCAUACAAAAGUAAUACAGAGCAGUCUUUCCACAACAGCUACUUGAACCUGUGCAUUGAGGUCAGUUUCUACUUAAUUUGGGAGUGAGCAUAGUGCAAGGGUUAUUUAUGCUGCCAAUCCUUUAAUCCCAGUUUAAGUGACUAGGAGCAAGUCACGAGAUCAUGUACUUCUUCCCAACCUCUCCCCAACGUAAAUUCCUCCUGCCCUUCUCCCCAUCUCUGAAUCAUGGUUAACAGUUGCAUCGUCACUGGCCGUAAACUUGACCAGACCAUAUUUUAACCAGGACUGGAAAAGCUUUUGGUGCCAGUGCUGCCUGUAACCAGGGUUAAGGAGCCCCGGGGGGGGGUGUAAGUGGGUCAUGCCAGGAAAGAUGCACAUUUUCCUACAGCUUGCUCCUGUUCCUUUAACCAUGCAGUGGACCUAGGUCAGGCAUGGCCAAACCUGGCCCUCCAGCUGUAUUGGGACUACAACUCCCAUCAUCCCUAGCUAACAGGACCAGUGGUCAGGGAUGAUGGGAACUGUAGUCGCAAAACAGCUGGAGGGCCAAGUUUGGCCAUGCCUGACCUAGGUAGUCAAGGUCAAAUAUUGAUGCACAAAGUCACACGAUGGAAAGUCUUAAGAACAGUGGUGGCAACAACAUAUUCUUCAAAGAUGAAAUUCACUUGGUUCCAUCUCCUGUUCCAGGGUCCAAACUUUUACUAAGAUAUCCCAUACAGACUUCCAGAAAGGGAUGGGGUGGGGAAUCCUGCAAUUUUAAAUGUUGUAAUUCGGCAAAUAAUGUUCAACAAUCUAUAAUUCCCACUGCCUCUUAAAUUCUCCAUGCUAUAUAAUAGUGCCAUAUUUAUCUUGUGAGCUAUGCUGAUUUGAAAAAAAUAACUUGUGGCUAUGGACAGAAUUAUUCAUUUUCUUGAAUUACCCACUUUCAUCCAGUUUAGUUCAUAAGAAAGCUUUAUUUACCAUAUCCUCCCAAGUGUUGGGCACCAAAGCAAAUUAACAGCUGCUUAUUGCUGCUUAAAGUUUUCAUUGAGGACAUUCUCUGUUUCCCCUCUUUCUGUAAGAUGGAAGUAUGGCAUAUAAAAUAUGAUCCAAAAAUCAGUGGUUACAUUUUUUUAAAGUGUUAUCUGCAUGCAUUAGUUGAAGGCAUUUUUUUAAAUAACAAGGCAAACAGAUGUUGCUCUCAAAUUAAGAGGAGGCAUUUUCAUCUUUUAAAAGUAAUUUCUGAUUAAACAGUAUAACCCUAAAUGCUUACUCUUUUCAGAAAUCAUGUCUGAUUUUGUUUGUAAAGAAAAUUCAGAGAUAGCCUAGCAGAAUGUUAGAGGUGUAAGUGGUCCAAAGGUAAGAAAACUGAGUUAAUAGAUUGUGAACGAAACUGGUUAAUGCACUAAACGUUUUGUGCCUUGGUCUAAAAAUAACAUGAUUUCUGUGCAAAAGGAAAAAAGAAACAGGUCUUUGUACUCUUUCUACAUGCAUAGUUAUGUGAUCCUGAAUUGGACCGUUCCAGGAAAUCCAAUUUUAGUUAAACUGUAAAUUAAGGCUGUUUUAAUGACAGCUAUGCCAUUGCUAGAUAGUCCUGUAAUUAAAAUGAGCUACAGAGGAAGCUUAGGUUAUUUUAAUUACUGUUCUUUUAAAAAAAUGUUAUGAUGGUUCCUGUGCUUUUGUACAGCGGAUGCCUUAAGCUGAAUAUGGUUUAGGGGAUCACUUUUAAUUCCAGGAAGGUAUUGCUUUCCUCAACACUGUGAUCUGAUCUGUGAUAAAUCUGUCCUAUUCAUACACAAGUGGCUAACAAGUCAAUUGCAAACAAACUGAAUGUACAAAUCUUAGUGCUGGUGCUGAAAUCUCUUCAGAGUUGUCAUGAAACAAAGUUCAUUGUUCAAAAAGUUUGCAAGCAUCAAGUGUCAAUCAAAACUGAAGAUGAAACACUAAUGAAUGUUGAAUUUUCAUGCAUUUAGUUUUACCUCCUUUUGAGUUUUUCAGUUAAUUCUCUGCUAUUUUUACCAUAUUGUGUCAUUUUAAAAUUUCUUAAAAUGCUAACUUUGUUUUGUUUGAGCAGAUGAAAUAAAAUUGCAAUAUAUA
Molecule: messenger RNA, 5879 nt
Organism: Podarcis raffonei (Aeolian wall lizard)
Lineage: Eukaryota; Metazoa; Chordata; Lepidosauria; Squamata; Lacertidae
Gene: ENAH
Product: ENAH actin regulator
Exons: 14
Coding region: 281-2608 (775 amino acids)
Biological process (GO): axon guidance; actin polymerization-dependent cell motility; actin polymerization or depolymerization
Molecular function (GO): SH3 domain binding; profilin binding
Source: RefSeq, a predicted model, not a curated record